Messenger RNA from Arctia plantaginis, 456 nucleotides. The record is from the annotation of a GenBank genome assembly. Lineage: Eukaryota; Metazoa; Arthropoda; Insecta; Lepidoptera; Erebidae.
AUGAAGUACUACUUCUAUCAUGGACUCUCAUGGCCUCAACUUAGCUAUGUGGCGGAAGAUGAAAAAGGCCACAUUGUUGGUUAUGUUCUGGCUAAAAUGGAAGAAGAUGGGGAAGAUAACCGUCAUGGUCAUAUUACCUCAUUGGCAGUGAAGAGGUCACACCGUCGCCUUGGUCUUGCACAGAAACUUAUGAAUCAAGCAUCACUUGCAAUGGUUGAGUGCUUUCAGGCCAAAUAUGUGUCACUGCAUGUUAGAAAAAGCAACAGAGCUGCUCUUAACCUGUACACUAAUUCACUUGGAUUUAAAAUUUUGGAAAUUGAACCCAAGUACUAUGCUGAUGGUGAAGAUGCCUACUCCAUGAUGCGUGAUCUUAGUGCUUUUUCAGAAAACAAGACAGAUAAUCAAGCAGAAAACAUGGAAAUAAAGUCCGACUCAGCAAUCAUAUCACAGUGUUGA